AUGUCUGACCGAUUUUCUUCGGUGCUGGAAUUGGAAGACGUCAACCGCCGGACGCCGCUUUCAUACGCAGCCGAACAAGGUGACGUUGAUGCCGUCACGGGGCUGUUGAAUCAGGGUGCAAAUUAUCAGGCGGUUGAUGCAUCGGGGAGGACUCCCGUGUUCUGGGCUGCCGUCGGAGGCCACGUCGAUGUGAUCAAGAAGCUUAUAGCGUGCGGCGCGGAAUGGAAGGUUGAGGAUGCUUCUGGCCGCACUCCUCUGUCGUACGCCGCCGAGGGCGGACACCAUGAUGCAGCUUGUGAGUUGGUGACGGCGGAGGCUCCUGGGUCAUCUUCACAAUCCGAGGACGACGCGGAAGGGUCGGGUGGAGGAGACGCUCACAACGGUUCCGGCAACGACUCGGAUGAUUUGUCCAUAGCUUCGACUGCUUCCAUCGUCUUGCCACUGAAUCUCGCGGUCCGCCGCGCGGAUGAGGCCGCCGUCAGGGCCCUACUGCAGCAUGGCAUGGACAUGUAUCACGACUCGGCCGUGGGAGAAGAUCCGCAGCCAGUUCUACUCGCGGCCAAGAGUGGCAAUGUUGAAAUCUUGAAUAUGCUUCUGGACGCUGGCCUUCCCCUGGACAGCGCCGAGGACAUGUAUGGGCGGACGGCGUUGAUGUGUGCCGCUGCAAAAGGCCACGAAUCCAUCGUCGAAAUUCUGCUGGCGAGGCCGGAUAAUCAGCUCGACAGCCAGGAUGAAACGGGGAAGAAUGCACUGUCGUACGCUGUAGAGGGAGAACACGAAAACAUUGCCGAGAUGCUGCGGCAGGCAGGUCUGAGCGAGGAGCAAGAUGAAGAAGCCGGGUCUGAGACGUCUUCCGCUCCCGCUACUGACGACGAUGCGGUCGAGGAAACGCACGCGCCCGUCACCCCUGCUGAUGGACCGGAAGAAUUGAGCAUGGCGCAUGGGACACAGAACAAGGAGGUCGUUCUCCGCCAGCAGGGUGAGGGUGGCCUUGGCUUCAACGCCUUUGACAGCGGCAAACCAAGCGCGCUCUCAUUGGCCAUACAGCAUAAUGAUGCUCAAAAGGCACAUAUUUUGGCAAGGAACAGCGGGACGGAUGGUACUGCCAAGGAUAACCAGGGCAUGACUCCUUUACUGUGGUCGGUCAAGUCCAAUAUGCCAUCAGUGACACGGAUGCUCAUGGCCACAAAACACGCGCUACACGCGGACAACCAGGGCCGGAACCUCAUUCACCACGCAGCCAUGGCGGACAACGGUGAGAUUUUCCAAUUUCUCCUGAAAAUGGGGGUUCCCGUUGAUGAGCCAGACAACUCUGGCCGAACACCGCUCUCGUACGCUGCAGAGCUGGACCGAGUCGACAUUGUCAAGCUGCUUCUUCACGAUGCCAAAGUGGAUGUCAAUCGUGCCGACAAUGGCGGCCGAACACCGCUUUCGUAUGCCGCGCAGGGGGACUCGGACCAGACGAUAGAGCUACUGCUGGAGAGACCCGAAAUCCAAGUGACUUUGGCCUCUCAGAAUGGACGGACGCCGCUGUCAUAUGCCUGCGUUCACUCGACGCACUCGGAACCGACAUUUGAGUUGCUGAUCGCCGUCGACGCUUCCGUUGCCGACAUUGAAGACAAAGAUGGCCGCACUCCCAUCUCCUGGGCUGCAGGUGCGGGCUCGGCCGCUGUAUGCUCUCGGCUCAUUUCCCUCGGGGUCGACGUCGAUCGCAAGGACAAGAAUGGGAGGAGCCCUCUAUCUCAUGCAGCCGGAGGGGUCCACGCCGAGGUCGUACGUAUCCUACUUGAAACACAGCGGGUUGAUAGGGCGUCUAGGUGUGCGGCCGGACGGAGACCGCUGGACUGGGCAGUACAUGAUUACGAGUCUGAACUGGAGCCUCAUCUCCACUGGGAGCGAUAUGAAGAACGGAAAUGGGCCAUUGUGUACAUGCUCAUCACAGGCGACCUGGAUCAAGCUCCGUCCGUCAAUUCCAUAGAGAGUCUACUCAAAGAGGCCAUUGAGCGCGACAAGCCGCAGGUAGUGUCAGAGCUCGUCCCCUCUCCGUUGGCCAAGGACAUAUACUAUCCGUCCGAGCUGAUUGAGCAUGUCAUGGAGCAUGGGUCCGAUGAGAUGGCGAGAGUCGUCUUUACGGCCUUCACGAAAAGCGGGAUUGAAUUGUCCCACGCCUCGGUCCUGUCUAGUGCAGCAUCAGCCGGAAGGACCGCGCUAGUUGAAGAGCUACUCGGCCAGGAGAAGGCGUCGGAAGCCGAUGACGAGAAUCUCAUCUCUCAAGCAGCCGCCAACGGGCGUGUAGAGACGAUACGAAUGCUUCUCGAAAAAGAAGGCACAGAUGUCAAUCAAGCGGAUGCAGAUGGCAAGACACCUCUGGUGUUGGCAUGCAUUCAUGGCCAAGAAGACACUGUCAAGCUGCUGCUCGAAUGCCCGGGGACUAAUGUCAAUGCUGCGGACAAGGGCGGACGGACAGCCGUGUCCCACGCUGCCAGUGCUUGGUACCCUGGAUGUCUGAAGUUGCUCUUGGCAGACCCGAGGGUCGACGCGAAACGGCAAGAUUCCCAAGGCCGGUCGCCAUUGUGGUAUGCGGUCGCCGCAUGGCACCGCAAGGCCAUCUCUGCCCUUUUAGACGCUGCAUAG
Molecule: messenger RNA, 2634 nt
Organism: Metarhizium album ARSEF 1941
Lineage: Eukaryota; Fungi; Ascomycota; Sordariomycetes; Hypocreales; Clavicipitaceae
Product: Ankyrin repeat-containing domain protein
Exons: 1
Coding region: 1-2634 (877 amino acids)
Molecular function (GO): protein binding
Source: RefSeq, a predicted model, not a curated record